CUGAUAGGGGAAGGUUUCGACACCCUUAUAAAUGGUGGUUUGUUCUCCUUCCCAACCAAUGUGGGACAUCACAUCUUAUCCUUGAGGAAGGGAGGUAAUUCUGGGAUAGCCAUGCUUAGUAAGCGUCUAUACGUAACAUAGCAAAGCGGAUAAUGUCUAUUAGCGGUAGACUUAGACGGUUACAAAUGGUAUGACACCGAGCGGUGUGCCAGCAAGAACGUUGGGCCGGUGGAUUAUGAGAUCCCACAUCAAAACAUUUCUUGAGGAGGAGUCUGAAAGGAAAAGCCAAGAUAUGGGACGAACAAGAAAAUUUCUUAGUUUUUAUCAGCAGUUGAAUGAAUCCACUGUUUUGAACCACCUCUCUCUUUUCACCCGAUUCCCUUAACUUCGAUGCAAACAAGUUACAGACCUUGGAAGUUUCUGACUGUUUCGUAUAUUUAUUCUCCAUUGAUCUUCAUUGUUCAAUUCCCCUGCCUUCACUUCAAACUCCUUCCCUUUUAUCCAUAUGGGGUCUCUUUCAAUUGCCUCCACCUCGCCAUCUUGGCCGCCGGCCGGAAACCCACCGGCCAUUUUCAAGAUCUGUGUAUCUUAUUGCGGCAAAGAUGCUUCACAGGGCACCAACAUCUCAAACUGGAUCGAUUGUUACGACCCACAAGAAAAUUCAUGGAACAGAGUUACUACAAUCCCUGGACUUUUGAAAAACUAUGCUCUUAAAGGCUUUUCAAUGGUUUCGAUCGGAGAUUGCAUAUACGUCAUCGGCGGUCGCCUCUGCGAGAAAAUGACAUCGGCUGUCAACCGGAGAACCAGAAGCGAGCUGGAAGUCCGGCGACAGGUUUUGCGGUACAACGUGAGUGAAGAUAUGUGGUACGAUUGCGCGCCGCUCAUCAUCCCUCGAUUCGAUUUUGCCUGCGCCGUCAUUGGCGACAAGAUUUACGUCGCCGGCGGGAAAUGUCAGCUCGACAGCGCUACCGGAAUGUCGUCUGCAGAAGUUUAUGACCCGACGGUGGACGAAUGGCAAUCGUUGCCGGAGAUGAGUGCUUGCCGCCACAAAUGUGUCGGAGUUUCGUGGCAGGGGAAAUUCCAUGUCAUUGGUGGAUUUGCCGGUAACAGUGAUUACAUCGGCAAUAUGGAGAGGAGUUCUGUUGAGGUGUACAAUGGUGAUGGUUCCCGGUGGGAUCUGAUCAUCGGAAUGUGGCAAUUGGACGUUCCGCCGUAUCAGAUCAUCGCCGUCGACGAGAAGUUGUUCAGCUCCGGCGACUGUCUCAAUACAUGGAAGGGACAGAUCGAAGAGUAUGAUUGGAAUUUGAAUAUUUGGAGUGAGGUCGAUGGAUCUCGAUGUGAGGCUCUGUCGGCGACCAAUUUUGUCACGAUGGCGGCAGUCGGUGCUUACCUGUACUUUAUUGCUGGGCGAAGGAUGCCAAAUCAGCCUUCUAAGAUGACUUCGGUUGUCCACGUGUUUGACACAUCAGCGAAUGGUGACGCGUGGACAAGAAUGGAGCCCGUGGAAGAGGAGGGAGUAAAGGAGCUUUGUAGCCAUUGCUGCGUGGUAAUUUUAAGAGAAUAAUUAGGAGAAAAAAAAUUAUAUUAUAAAUAUUUUCAAAAUUUUAAGAUUAAUAUUAUAAAUUAGACUAAAU
Messenger RNA from Cucurbita pepo subsp. pepo (vegetable marrow), 1634 nucleotides. RefSeq names its product F-box/kelch-repeat protein At1g16250. Gene Ontology annotation, molecular function: protein binding. NCBI's taxonomy places the organism in Eukaryota, Viridiplantae, Streptophyta, Magnoliopsida, Cucurbitales, Cucurbitaceae. The record is from RefSeq and is a predicted model, not a curated record.